UCUGAUCGCAGAAAAAAUACAUAAUACAGUUGUAAAAUAUAAAGAAAGAUCUCGUACGUAGUUCAUUCAAAGUAUCAGUCUACUCAAGCGCGAUUACGCGCAGUGGCGUCACAAGAGGCUCUCUUUUUCUCGCGAGAAGGCGUUGCUCGUACUCUUUUCAAGAUCGCCGACGUUAAAAAGCGCGAAGCGGUAAUCGAAUCAUUAGCCUUACAGAUGAUGUAUACAUGUAUGUGUAUGUAAUAUGCGUAUAAUGUGCGUUCGCGCAACGAAUGCGGUGCUCCUGAAAUUGCAUUGAAAUUAGGAAGAUGCAUUUACGCGGCGAUUGAGUCGAUCGUUGCAAUCGCGGAUAAUGGGCAGAGUCGGCGCGUCCACAAUCGUCACGAACGCUUAAGAAUUCGUCGCCCAUCACUGCAGGAAUAAUGUUGAACAGUAUAACAAAACACAUUUUACAUUGCUGUCUGCUGCUCAUAGUCAUAUUGGUAUUUGAAUUUGUGUCUGGUGGACUUCGAUGGAACGCAGACCAAAAAGAAGAGAUUGACCCAUGGACACGAUACGGCAUUAUUGGUGCAAUCACUUUGUACCUGUUGCGUACAGUGACGUUUCUUUCGUUGCCUCAAGUUUUAUUCAAUUUUAUAGGAUUAACGAUAUACAAUGCAUUCCCUGAUAAAGUAAUCUUAAAAGGCUCACCUCUGCUUGCACCAUUUGUUUGUAUAAGAAUAGUGACACGUGGGGAUUACCCACAUUUAGUGAAAACAAAUGUGAAGAGAAACUUAGAUAAAUGUAUAGAAGCUGGUCUUGAAAAUUUCCAAAUAGAAGUAGUGAGUGAUAAACCAGUUGGUUUAAUACCGCAUCGUAGGGUACGAGAAGUAAUUGUACCUUCAAAUUAUCGCACAAGUAGUGGUGCCUUAUUCAAGGCUCGUGCUUUGCAAUACUGCCUCGAGAAUUCGGUAAAUGAAUUAGCUGAUCAUGACUGGAUUGUUCAUCUUGAUGAAGAAACUUUGAUGACUGAAAAUUCCGUUCGUGGCAUAUUGAAUUUUGUAUUGGAUGGUAAACAUCAAUUUGGCCAAGGAUUAAUCACAUAUGCUAACGAAGAUGUUGUUAAUUGGAUCACAACAUUGGCUGAUAGUUUUAGAGUAGCAGAUGAUAUGGGAAAGUUACGAUUACAAUUUACCAUGUUCCACAAGCCAUUUUUUAGUAUGAAAGGGUCCUAUGUUGUCACACAGAUGGGAGCAGAAAAGCAGGUUUCGUUUAAUAAUGGAUUAGAUGGAUCCGUUGCCGAGGAUUGUUUCUUUGCGAUGAAAGCAUUUUCUCAAGGAUAUACGUUCAACUUUGUAGAAGGCGAAAUGUGGGAGAAAUCGCCAUUCACUCUAUGGGAUUUUGUACAGCAAAGAAAAAGAUGGCUGCAAGGUAUAUUACUUGUUGUGCAUUCCAAAUCAAUUCCAUUAAGAAAAAAAUUAUUGCUGGGUAUUUCAUGUUACUCGUGGGUGACAAUGCCACUUUCCACUUCUAACAUUAUCUUAGCCGGAUUGUGUCCGAUUAACUGCCCGCCAUUGAUCGAUUUUCUAUGCGCUUUUAUCGGCGCCGUAAAUAUUUAUAUGUAUGUGUUCGGAGUAGUUAAAUCAUUUUCCCUAUACCGUUUUGGUGUUGCUCGAUUUAUGCUUUGUAUAUGCGGUGCAUUGUCCACCAUUCCGUUUAAUAUAAUUAUCGAGAACGUUGCUGUCAUAUGGGGCUUAUUUGGUAAGAAACACAAGUUCUAUGUCGUUAACAAAGAAUAUAGACCACCAGUGACUGUAUGAUGUGUCAUCAGUUUAGAGCUCUUAUCUAACUGGUGCAUACUUAGCAGCAGUAUAAAGUUUCCAUUGUGCAUGCGCAUAAUUAGUACCUGUAAAUUUACAUAGAAAAACAUCAUCAUCACAAAUAAAAUAUUUAUAACUAGUAUUAUAUAGGAAUUACAAAAUUUCUAUGAUAAAUGGAGCAGAAAAUUUUAUGCAAAGAAAGAUAUAAAGUAACAUAACAAUAGAUGUAGCUCCAGUAUUAAAAACAUAUUCUGCGUUGGCAUUAGAGCAUUGCGCCAAAUCUCUAUUAAAAGUACUUGUCAUUUAUUAAAAAUAUAUUUAUGCCAAUAUCUUGUUCUCAGUACAAGUCAUACAUGUCAUGUGUAUUUUUGAUCUCAUGUAAACAUGUUUAGCAUUCAUUAAGUUAAAUUAUUUACAUGUUCCUCCUUUCGUGUUAAAUU
Molecule: messenger RNA, 2236 nt
Organism: Camponotus floridanus (Florida carpenter ant)
Lineage: Eukaryota; Metazoa; Arthropoda; Insecta; Hymenoptera; Formicidae
Gene: egh
Product: beta-1,4-mannosyltransferase egh
Exons: 3
Coding region: 420-1796 (458 amino acids)
Cellular component (GO): cytoplasm
Molecular function (GO): beta-1,4-mannosyltransferase activity
Source: RefSeq, a predicted model, not a curated record